AUGUCUCUGCUCUCGGCCGCUCACGUCGCAACCGCGGGCGUCGCGGAGCUAGGCCUGCGGCGCACCAGCGCGCCUCCACGCGGCGCGGCGACCGCCCAGUUCGGCGACCGCUCCGACUUCCCGCCUUCGCUCCUCUCCCGCUUUGAGGAGUACGAGGCAGCCCUCGCGGCGCAGGCACGGGCCACUGCCAUCGGCGCAGCGAACUUCAUCUUUGGCACCAGCGCCGUCGCCACGGCCAGCUCCCUCUUCCUCGGCCGCGAGCUGGCUGCCGCGCGGCGCAAAGACGAGAUGGGGAUCUAUCGCACGCGCUAUGAGCGGUUCGGCCGCGUCAGGUAUGAUAAGCGCGUCGACUGCCCUCUGGAGGUCGACACCGGCCUGCUCUGGGUGGCGUGCAGCGAGGAACAGGCCCUCGGCUGCUUCCUCGAUAAUUCCGCCCUGGGGCCGGUCGGUAUCGAGACCGAAGUGUCGCGGUACAUCGGGCGAUCCCGGCAUGGACACCGCCUAUAA
Molecule: messenger RNA, 507 nt
Organism: Emiliania huxleyi CCMP1516
Lineage: Eukaryota; Haptophyta; Isochrysidales; Noelaerhabdaceae
Exons: 3
Coding region: 1-507 (168 amino acids)
Source: RefSeq, a predicted model, not a curated record